AUGAAGCAUGAGAAGAGGCCGCAGACCGUCGGCUUUAUUGCCUCUCAGGAACACGUGAGGCAUAAGGACACCCCUGCUAGCUUGUCUCUCGUGUUCGAGGAGUCCUCGAGCGGUCGUCCUCGAUUAUCAAGACAGCAAAAUGCAACAAGACAGCAACAGUAUCAAGACAGCAACAGCAACAAGACAGCAACAGUAUCAAGACAGCAACAGCAACAAGACAGCACAGUAUCAAGACAGAAACAGUAUCAAGACAGCAACAGCAACAAGACAGCAACAGUAUCAAGACAGCAACAGCAACAAAGACAGCAACAGUAUCAAGACAGAAACAGUAUCAAGACAGCAACAGCAACAAAGACAGCAACAGUAUCAAGACAGCAACAAAGCAACAAGACAGCAACAGUAUCAAGACAGCAACAGCAACAAGACAGCAACAGUAUCAAGACAGCAACAGCAACAAGACAGCAACAGUAUCAAGACAGCAACAGCAACAAGACAGCAACAGUAUCAAGACAGCAACAAAACAGGCAACAGUAUCAAGACAGUAACAGCAACAAGAUAGCCAGAAUAAGACAGCAAGAGAAACAAGACAGCAACAAGACAGCAACAGUACAAGACAAGAAACAGUAUCAAGACAGCAACAGCAACAAACAGCAACAGUAUCAAGACAGCAACAGUAUCAAAACAGCAACAGUAUCAAGACAGAAACAGUAUCAAGACAGCAACAGCAACAAGACAGCAACAGUAUCAAGACAGCAACAGUAUCAAACAGCAACAGUAUCAAGACAGCAACAAGACAGCAACAGUGUCAAGACAGCAACAAUAUCAAGACAGCAACAAGACAGCAGCAACAGUAUCAAGACAGCAACAGUAUCAGACAGCAAAAGUAUCAAGACAACAACAGAAACAAAACAGUAA
Messenger RNA from Homarus americanus (American lobster), 915 nucleotides. RefSeq names its product probable basic-leucine zipper transcription factor Q. The record is from RefSeq and is a predicted model, not a curated record. The transcript is spliced from 3 exons. NCBI's taxonomy places the organism in Eukaryota, Metazoa, Arthropoda, Malacostraca, Decapoda, Nephropidae. Bases 1 to 915 code for a protein of 304 amino acids.